Molecule: messenger RNA, 2223 nt
Organism: Elgaria multicarinata webbii
Lineage: Eukaryota; Metazoa; Chordata; Lepidosauria; Squamata; Anguidae
Gene: ZNF276
Product: zinc finger protein 276
Exons: 10
Coding region: 89-1708 (539 amino acids)
Biological process (GO): regulation of transcription by RNA polymerase II
Cellular component (GO): kinetochore; chromosome
Molecular function (GO): chromatin insulator sequence binding
Source: RefSeq, a predicted model, not a curated record
CCGGGGUUUGAGCACAGGCUUCUGCCGGCUGUGUCACGGGAAGUUCUCCUCACGGAGCCUGCGGAACGCUUUUGGGAAGGUCCCCGUGAUGGGCGAGAGCUCCGAGAAGCAGCGGCGCCUGGACCAGGUCUUCUUCACGGAUUUCCAGCGGCUGGUGGGGGUGGCCGCCCGGCAAGACCCGUCUUUGCCCCAGUUUGUCUGCAAGAAGUGCCACGCCCAGUUCUAUAAGUGCCGCAGCGUCCUCAAAGCCUUCAUCCAGAAGGUGAACGUCUCGCCCGCGGGACACCUCAAGUCCCCAGGAAAGAACAAUGUUGUCCAGCCUCCGUUGCCUGCUGCUGCUGCUGCUGCUGCUGCUGCUGCUGGCGAGGUUCCUUGCUUGGACCUGAUCACGUCUAGCCCCCAGUGCCUCCGCAACUUGGUGAUGUGGACCCACAGCCACGCCGAGAGCUGCCGGACCGCUCCGAGCCUGCAGAGUGUGCUUUCCUCCGAGUACUGCGGGAUCAUCCGAGCCGUGUGGGGCUGUGCAGACGGCCACGACUACGUCAUGAGCACGGAUUCGGACUGCAGCGCCUUGCUGGUGGAGAACGCCUUGGCCGUCAAAUGGGAACUGAACAAGGGCGCCGCGCGGCCUCCGACGGGCAACGGGGUGGGUGCCCAGAGCUCGGGAGCCGCCGGCGCACCGCCAGAGCCCCAGCACGGCACCGCUAGGACGGCAGCCGGCCAGCAGGCUGCUUCGCCUCCCUUGAGCACAGAGAGCCAGGCGCCAGAGAGCCAGGAUUUGCCUACCUUGCAAGGGCCCCCCGAAGCGCCUGUGCAGGAGGAGAGCUUGCCACAGCCAGCCUGUCCUCUCAAUGGUAGCCCAGGACCGCUGAGCGAGAAGCCACUUCCGUCUGCAGCAUCGGAUGAGCGGGUAAAAGACGAGUUCAGUGACCUUUCUGAGGGUGACUCCUCGAGCGACGACGAGAACGACAAGAGAGCGCGAUCUUCAGACGACUCCUUCGAGCCUUACCCAGAAAAGAGGGUGCCCAACAACAGAAAAGCAGAAAGCAAAGACGCGAAGUUGGAAGAGCCCAAAAUAAGGAAGAAGCCAGGACCUAAACCAGGCUGGAAGAAGAAGAUCAAGUGUGAAAGGGAGGAGCUCCCCACUAUUUAUAAGUGUCCUUACCAGGGCUGUACAGCUGUGUAUAGAGGAGCAGAUGGCAUGAAGAAGCACAUCAAGGAACAUCAUGAAGAGGUGCGGGAAAGGCCCUGUCCACACCCGGGUUGCAACAAGGUGUUCAUGAUUGACCGGUACCUUCAACGUCAUGUGAAGCUCAUUCACACUGAGGUGCGGAACUACAUCUGUGACGAAUGCGGCCAGACGUUCAAGCAGCGCAAACACCUCUCCGUGCACCAGAUGCGCCACUCAGGAGCAAAACCUCUCCAGUGUGAAAUCUGUGGGUUCCAGUGCAGGCAGCGUGCGUCCCUCAAGUACCACAUGACCAAACACAAAGCAGAGACGGAGCUGGAGUUCGCCUGCGACCAGUGCGGGAAGCGCUUUGAGAAGGCCCACAACCUCAACGUCCACAUGUCCAUGGUGCACCCCCUGACCCAGACGCAGGACAAAGUCAAAGCGGCUGAGCCCGAGGCCCCACCGGACGCCGCUUUGGAGAUUGCCGAAAGCCAGCCUGUAAAAGCUGAACUGAGCACCCAACAGGAGCCCACCUGAAAGCGCAGCUGGAGGGGAGCACCCUGGCCCAGCCUGGCGGACGCCGCCACCCUCAAGGGGGAGUUUUACAUGUAUGUUUCAAUGGGUUCUCGGAAAAGGGGCUUUGUGGAAACCACUUCUGCUUUGCUCAUGAAAAGCUUUCCAUUGCUGUGAUGACGCUCUCUCUCUCUCUCUCUCUCUCUCUCUCUCUCUUUUUGCUUGUGUCCCACAUGGUGGCAACAGUGUCUUACAGAACAUCCGUCUUGCCAAAGGGAACAGGUUUGCCCUGCCUUUCCUCUGAUGGGGUGAUGAUCAAGGUCAGAAAGGUGGCACACCUGUUGUAAAGGUGUGUAAGCCCAUAGAUACAGACAGCGUGGCUGUCAAGAUGAUGGAGCCCCAAUGUAAACCCAGACAAUGUGUUUUAAAUUAAAUCCCAAAGCCAAUCUAAAAACAAAAAACAAAACCAGAACAUUUGUAACUUAAUUUUUAUUGUUACAAAGUCAUGGUUAUGCUUGUAAUAAAUUAUUUACACAAUA